AUGUACCAUAGCUUCCUUGCUCAGCGUAGCAAGCUUACUUGGAUUAGAAAGGGGGAUAUGAACACAUCUUAUUUCCAUGCUUGUUUGAAAAAACGAAGAACAGAUAACAGUAUUGCUACUUAUAUUACUGAGCAAGGAACUUUGAUUGAUGAUUUUCAGGAGAUCUCCAUAGAUCAACAACUGCUUCUCUUAAAACCCUUUUCUAGUAAGGAAAUCAGGGAUGCAUUUUUUGGAAUUCCCAGCACUAAGUCCCCAGGACCAGAUGGAUUCGACUCUGGUUUUUUCAAAGAUCUUUGGCAGGAUAUUGGGAAAGAUAUCUGUUCAACGAUAGUUCAGGGUUUUGCCACAAGACAAUUUCCUUCUGAACUUCAUGAGACCACUAUUUCCUUGGUUCCUAAAGUCUCUAAUCCAACUUGGGCUAUUGACUACAGACCUAUUGCUUGCUGCUCCACUUUGUACAAAUGUAUGGAUAAAUUGUUAUGUUCUCGUAUGCAUUUAGUCCUUCCUAUCCUCAUUCAGCCAAACCAGGGUGAUUUUGUUAGGGGUCGGUCAAUUGCUCAUAACAUCAUGAUAUUCCAAGACCUAAUCAAGAAAUAUGGGAGGGCUUCAACUUCUCCUAGAUGUGCCAUUAAAAUAGAUCUUAGUAAAGCUUAUGACACGGUUGAUUGGCAGUUUCUUGAAGAUCUUUUGAGGGCCUUUUGUUUCCUUAUGAAAUUUAUUGGUUGGAUAACGACCUGUGUAAGAAAUACUUCUUACUCUUUACUUAUGAAUGGUAAAGUUCAAAGUAGCUUUAAGGGAACCCUUUCGGCAGUGAGCAUUUUUAAAGAGGUCUUAGGAAAGUUUAGUGAGGCCACUGGUUUAUCUAUCAAUACUAACAAGUCUCAUAUUUACUUUGGAGGAGUCAAUGCAACAGAGAGAAGGGUUAUUGCACAAGAUAUUCAGCUGCCUAAGGGAUCCUUUCCUCUUAGGUAUCUUGGGGUACCUAUGAGACCAACUAAGUGGAGACAUGAGGAUUGGAAUAGAAGUAAGCUUCAUAUGGCUUCGUGGCAUCAGGUGUGCCUCCCUAAAGCUUAUGGAGGUCUCGGGUUUAGGGAUGGGGCGAACUGGAAUAGAGCCAUUUUAGCCAAGUACAUCUGGGCUGUUUCAGAAAAGCAGGACCUUCUUUGGGUCAAAUGGAUCAAGGAAAUCUAUUUGAAGGGAGUUAAUUUCUGGAGUUAUGUUCUGAAACCAGACAGUAGCUGGUAUUGGAGAAAAUUGUGCCAUUUAAGGAGAAAAUUCAGUAAGCUAGAGGUACUUGCUGAUGGGAUUUCAGGGAAGUUUAAGCCUUCAAAAUUAUAUAACAGCACCUUAACACAGCAGCUAGUGGGGUAUAAGCACGCGGUUUGGUGUAAGUUGACUCUCCCUAAGCACCAGUUUCUCCAUUGGCAGGUGGUCAAUACUCACCUUCUCACUAGAGACAAUUUAUCUAGAAUCAACUUUCAAUUGAACAGCCUAUUAUGUCCAGUUUGUGAAGAGCAUAAUGAAAGUCACACUCAUCUCUUUUUUGAGUGCUGCCUGUCCAAGAUGACGCUUACCCUCAUUUUUGCUUGGAUUGGGUUUAAUGCUUGGCUUAGUAAUUUCAAUGGCUGGGUGGUUUGGCUUAGCCGUGGGCGGAUUGGUAUCACUGAUUCUAUUCUGAACUUGGUGUUAGCAGUUGUGAUCUAUAGCAUUUGGCGGAACAAGAAUAGAUGUGUUUUUUAUGGUUAUUCUUUGACAGCUAGUAGUAUAGCUAAGGAAGUUAUAAAUAUAGUCAAGUAUAGAUUAUACACUGUUAAUAAUAGGAAGAUCUCUAUUCAACACCAGCUUUUCAUUAGAAAACUUCAAUGUAACUAA
Molecule: messenger RNA, 1872 nt
Organism: Humulus lupulus (European hop)
Lineage: Eukaryota; Viridiplantae; Streptophyta; Magnoliopsida; Rosales; Cannabaceae
Exons: 4
Coding region: 1-1872 (623 amino acids)
Source: RefSeq, a predicted model, not a curated record